AGGACCAACGGUUGCUUCCUUGUUUUCUAAAACUGCUUCCACUUGUACAGCCCUAGUAGGGUAGUUCUUCACAAGCUAGUUUCAUCAUCGACUGUUACCAUUCUAUUUUUCCAUUUUCCCUCACAGCAGGCCUCGUCUUGACGGCGAGCUUUUUUUUUCGUCUAGCCGACGACGUAAAAAAAUCUAAAUUUGAUAAAAAGAGUUGCACAGUGGAACAACCACUACAGGGUUGUUGGGAUCAUAUAAAACUUCACUUUGAACAAGAAGAAAAUCGAGCACCAAAUAUAUCAUGACGGGCGGCUCGACGUAUAUUUUCACAAACGGUCUGAUUGACCACGUUUUGCGAAACCCGGUGCACUACCCCGGACCCCACAACUAUGGAACUGUCAGGAUUGAAAUUAACAAAGUUGAAAGAAUUUGUGAUGCAUAAAAUCUAUACCAGUUGGACCCACAGUUUCAAAUCGGUGCAUGACAAAUUUUCCUGGCCUCUGAAGCAAGUCUGUCAUGCUGUUUAGGGAAAGAUGGCUGCUCCCUGUCAUGCUAGUCAGCAGCCUAAUUCUUGACCCGUACCAGCACUAGAAUCUGCCGCCCUUGCGCCUUCGGCAAUAGAGUCAGUCUUUGUGUCGCAUUUUAUGCAUGACAAAUCAUUUCAACUUUGUCGAUUUCAACUCUGACACAUCCAUAACAACGCGAAGUCGUCGCGUACCACCCGAGGGCUGCCGGAACUCGAACCCUACCGGUAUGAACUGCAAAAGCAUCGUACUAGCAUAAAUUGCAUUACACAUUAGCCCAACAUUACAAAUUAAAUUUGUAAUGCUGUUUUGCCUUGAGAAAGAAAUUUGUAAUGCAUAAAUGCAAUUACUACGAGUACGAUACUCUUGCAGUGGAUAACCGCCAGCUGGAGCUGAUUUGGGACGGGGUGGGCCGGUACCUCAAGGUUUCGAUCGAGAAGGGGCUUUCUGUGUACAUCUCGAAGUUUAUCCGGAGAAAAAAAUUUUUGUGUUACUUGCGUUCUUUGCGGUUUUUGUGCAUAGGAAUUCUUGUAUGAAACAGCGCACUAUGCUAGUAUACUGUGUGUACAAACUUCGCAAGUUUUUGCUAUGCAAAACAGCAUGACAAUGAAUUCCGCAGGCGUAACUAACACGUCUAUUCACCGUAAUAAAGUUCGGCACAAUCAGUUUCCGCUCACACCUGCAGGACGCGCAAACCAAAUACAACCGACAGUUGCUGCUGGAGCCGUAUUUUCAGGUAUAAAACUUCCUCGACUUUUUAAUUUCGCGUGUGGUACAACAACUGCUAUAGUUAGUACAACUGGAUUUUUGCAUGGUUUUUGUGGAGUUUCUCAUGCGGAAUGGGGAAGAAUGGACAAUUUUGUCAUGGUGAAAUAAACUGAGUAUAGGUGAAAUUGAAAUGUGAACGUACAAAAAAACAGCCCUGUGACGAAAUGAAGGAGCACUUGACCAAGAAGGUGAUCAAAGUCGUAUGCGUUGCAAACAUGUCGGGGUCUGGAUCUGUGAUGCAAAGUCUGCAUGAUAGGUAAAAAAUUUUCGGCGAUCAUUGCAGUUUGUAAUGCUAAAUUCACAUCAUGAUGCCUUCGCGAUCGAAAAUAAACUUUCUUGUGGUCGUGUGCUCAUGCCGAUGAGCAAGAAGCCGCCGGUACCGCUUUCGUGACAAUAAAGUUCGUUCUUGUAAUACUAAUAUCCGGACCUCCCAGACAUGAUAUUUGCAUCUGAUACCUCGUAACGGAAAACGGCGCUCCCCCAACGGGCAUCUACGACAUCCCAGCCCGGGUUUCCUACCUGAACGAGAAGCCGAUUGUAUUACAAUGAAAAAUGCCCCCACCCCCUAACUUGGGAGCAUUUGUAUUGCAAACCUUUGCACAUGAAACAUUCGCCCUCUUGCAUCUAUCAGCAUCACAGAUUUUUUCCAAUCGUGAGUAGAAAAAAUUUGUAUUGCGCAAGAUCCCAGCAAGAGCGGCGCUUGUCAUGCAAGCAAUGCGAUGUACGCCUAGACUCUGCAUCAGAAAGAUUCAUAGUCCUUUCAUGCAUGACAAGAGGUUUUCAUUCGGAGACUUUGCAUCACAAAUUAUUGCAACUUUGGGGGUGGGGGCUUUUUUCACUAUGAUAGAUUGCGGCGGUCUGCUACCUCCCGCUGAACGUGGUGCAUUCGGGCGUGCGGGCCUUGUUCUUAUCAAAUGCAAAAAUGUCUGGGUCUGGAAACUUGUGAUGCUGGGUGGCGUAUCAUGAGGAGACCGCAAGUGCUGGCUCAGCAUGACAAGUUUCUGAGUUAUUUCGAGGUGUUGCCUGUGUUGCAUGACAAACUGCGUUUCUGCAUGACAGAAAGAUAGGGCUCUUGGGUAAUGUGCAUGACAGAUUUAUGAGUCACGCGAGACAAGCAUGACAAACUUGCAUUCUUCCAGACCCAGACAUAUUUGCCUUUGAUAGUUCUCCGGGAUUCUCGAUUUAGUGGCGCGCAACUACCCGCUCCGACUGGAAUUUAACGAAGUUUGCCGGGUGAGUGUGUUUUUUUUCUCUAUUUUGCCGGACUAGUUGAGUUGCAGUUUGUCAUGCUCACUGAUACCAUCAGAACUUGUGGUCGUCGCUUUGUAACUCUAGAAGUCUUAUCAACAUUAUCUUCAUAGAAGUUCAUGAAGCUCUCAACAAUUACAGAUCGACCUCGUGGACCGAACUUUCAACUACGAAUUCUACCCCUUCGUGCACGCUUAUGGGAGUGUCAGAAUUGAAAUCGACAAAGUUGAAAUAACUUGUCAUGCAUAAAAUCGAUACCAGUUGGAAGCCCAGUUUCGAAGCGGCGCAUGACAAAUAAUUUUGGCACCAGCUAAAUCCAGUUUGUCAUGCUGUUUAGGGACAGAAGGCAUCUUUUGUCAUGCUACUUUAGCAGCUCUAUCGAAGACCCCAAACAGGCUGACAGUCGGCCUUACUUGCCAUCCCUGCAAGACAGUCACUUCGUGCCUUGCAUUUUAUGCAUGACAAAUCAUUUCAAUUUUGCCGAUUUCAGUCCUGACGCUUCCAUAACGCCUCUGCGAAGUUUCACGGCGACAAGUUUCUGGGGAAGAUUCACGAAGUGCGGAAGCCGCUGCACCUAGUCGGCGAGUCCACGCUACGAUCGAUGACGCACCUGCGCCCUGACUCGCGGGAAGAGGAGAAAAAACGGGCGUACACGACCUUGUUGCGCAACUACAGUGGAGAUCUGAACACCAUCUCCAAGAUCCAUCCACAGAAGACCCGGGACCACGUCGGGUACUAAGCAGUAGAGCAAGGGUUUUUUUUAUUGCAGGUCGUGUAGUCGUGGAUCCUGCUGGUGACGAUGAGGCCUCCUGUUGUGCUCGCUAGGUAAGUCUUCCUUCUUCACGCUGUCAUCUGUAAAAUCCCAAAAAAAAACAUCCACUGUUUGCGACUUUGAAGUAUUUCGGCAUCAAGCAAAGGUUUUUGUUUUGAUUUGAUACACUAGAAAUAAGUCUCCGUCUGCGACGGAGAGAGUACAAGAGAAGAAUCUGUUUUUGUUGUAAAUACGGCUUGCCAGGAUCAGGAUUUUUCUUAUUUGACAAUUUUCACUUGCACCUUCUUUGGACUUUGAUAUGACUUUAUUUUAUUCCAUUUGAACAACAACAAAUUCAAAUUGCAACUCAUCACCUGUAACACUACAACUUGUUUCUUGUUUCGCAUGAUUUGACGCAAUCGCUGCAUGGCUUUGCGCCCAGCGGACGAGUUUCCUUUAAAAAUGUUUGGACAAUAUUAAGACACCUGUAUUUUAAGACGUGCUUGAAGUUGUCCAAUGCUUUAUUCUCCAAGGUGCAACUUGCUUUCGAUAUCACACACCUGUAUAGAAAAUGAAAAGAGCUUGCGACCUCUGUUGUCAGAAAUCCAUACUGGGAGAGGAUGACUCAAAUGGACACUGUACAAAGACCAACAGGGUUGACAUUGAAUAUUCUUUCGCAAGCAUACAGAAUAAAAAAGGCAUGCAAGGCAUGUCGUGCAUAAUUGUCAUGCUAGCUCGGGUUUCCGAUUCCGAGCGUCGUCCUUCACGAUAGAUAACCAGUUAUGUUCGCAAAAAUACCACGACAACAUGGUAGAAGUUGAAAAUUUUCC
Molecule: messenger RNA, 4109 nt
Organism: Amoebophrya sp. A120
Lineage: Eukaryota; Dinophyceae; Syndiniales; Amoebophryaceae
Source: the annotation of a GenBank genome assembly